Messenger RNA from Spinacia oleracea (spinach), 1059 nucleotides. RefSeq lists its product as uncharacterized. The record is from RefSeq and is a predicted model, not a curated record. The coding region runs from base 1 to 1059 and encodes 352 amino acids. The transcript has a single exon. NCBI's taxonomy places the organism in Eukaryota, Viridiplantae, Streptophyta, Magnoliopsida, Caryophyllales, Amaranthaceae.
AUGGGUAACCUGUAUCUCACACUGUGUCCUAACUGGUAUUUCACCACCAACUUAAGCUGUCAUUACAAUGGUAGAAUUGUUCUAGCCUGGGAUCCAGAUGUUUUUCAAAUAGACAUCAUCCAUAUGGGAAGUCAACUGAUUCACACAUGUGUUACCCCAAGAAGCUCUGACAAGGGCUUCUUCUGCACCUCCAUCUAUGGCUUCAAUACUCCUUCUGAGAGAGAGUCCCUGUGGGCCUCUUUGACUUCUUUCUCUAACCUAAACCAUCAAGCAUGGUUAAUAAUGGGGGACUUUAACUCCAUCAUGGAAAUGGAAGACAGAAUUGGGGCACCUGUGAGACUUGCUGAUAUCAAGCCAAUGAGGAACUGUAUGGCCACCUACAACCUCACUCAGGUCAAAACAAUAGGUAGACAGUUUACAUGGAACAACAAACAAGAAGGGGAGAAUAGAGUCUUCUCUAGAAUUGAUAGAGUGUUAUCCAACACUGCUUGGGAUGACAUGUUCCCUACUGCUGAAGCUAUGUAUUUGCCAGAAGGUACUUUUGACCAUUGUCCAAUGAUUUUGAGCACCUUAUUCACUUGUCAGUCAAAGAAACCUUUCAGGUUUUAUAACAUGUGGACUUCUUCUCCUGAUUUCCUCCCCAUAAUAGAGAAGCAUUGGCAAAAAUAUGUCUAUGGAUGUCACAUGUUCAGGAUAAUCCAAAAGCUUAAAUGGAUAAAACAGGACCUCAGGGACCACAACAAAUCUGGUUAUAGUAAUAUUGAAGCAACCAAGAUUCAGCUGCAACAUCAGCUUGCUGACAUUCAAAACAAGUUACACACAGAUCCUACAUAUGCUAUGCUAGCUACAGAAGAAAAAGAAAUUGCUGCUGCUUACAGAACUGCAAAAGAGACUCACCUCUCUUUCCUUCACCAAACUUCUAAAGCUCAUUGGCUUGAACAAGGAGAUGAAAAUAGCAGAGCCUUCUACCAGAGUAUUAGGCAAAGAAGAAAACACAAUACCAUUCAUUCUAUUCAAACCUCUACUGGAGAGUGGGUGAACUCAGUUGAGGGUGUUUAG